Molecule: messenger RNA, 3469 nt
Organism: Zootermopsis nevadensis
Lineage: Eukaryota; Metazoa; Arthropoda; Insecta; Blattodea; Termopsidae
Source: RefSeq, a predicted model, not a curated record
GCGAUUGUAAUUAUAGUACCACAGAUAAUCUGCAGUAGUAAUGACAACAACCGGGGUCUAUUAGUAAUUCGUAACUAUUACUAAUGCAAUUAUGCAGUCUGUGGGUUUAACAAGUUCGUUGCAGUGAAAGAGUUGUGUUGGGCUCACUGAAUUAAUAAUGGUUCACAGAGUUAUUCAAAGCAGUAAUUUCAUUUUGGAGUAUGUGGCGAUAGAAAGUUCGGUGGUCCCAAUUAUCAUUCGGCUCAAAUAUUGUGAUAGGCACAACUAUAGAUAAUACGAAAACAUGCGGUACAACCGAGUUUAAUGGAGAAUGUUCUACUUUUACAUUGCUAUGUUUUGGGCGGGAUGAAUUGGAAUAACCUGCAGGAUUUAUUCCACAAAAGUGCAGUACAAUGAUGAAUCAGUGGUGAUAAAAUAUAUUUGUCCCAGAAGUUCGUGCCGUGUAAAAUUGGUGUUUUUUUCAGUUCAGUAACAUCUAACCUAAAAAUCAUAAUAAUGGCUGCUGUAAAUGCUGAAAGUUCAACAAUCAUGAAAACAAAAGCACUCAGUAAAACUUCAUCUAAAGCUUUAUUAAAAUCAUGUGGGAAGUUUGAGAACAGAACUUGUUCUGAAAUAUCUUUCAAGGAUUUUCUGGAUUUUCUUCACACAUCUUAUCAAAUAAAUGAAGCAAUUGAAGGUGUUCCAGAUGAUUUAAGUGAAAAAGUUGAUAUAGAUUGGCAAAACAUUACAAUGAAUGAGUUUAUAUCAUCUUUGCUUGUGGUUAAAGAAGACAGUUCUAACCUAAAAGCGAUGUCAGACAAUGCCAAUAAAAUUAAUGUCAGUGAGCAUCAGAAAUCUUUAACAGAGCAAUCCAUUAAUGUUCCUGACAUUGGUGUCUGUGAUACCCUCGAAGAACAUAUAUUUGAGAAAACAAAGGAUGCUAGUUCAGAAAUGUCAGAACAUAAUUUCAACAGUGAUGUCUCUGACAUUAUUACAAACAAGAAAAAUUGUGUGGCCAAAGAAAUUGUACAAAAAGGCAAUAUUAUGAAUGGCGUGGAUCAUACAACUAAAUCGGUGCCAAAUGAAGAAAUUCCACUUAAUUUGAAGAAAACUCCCAGCACAGUUACUUCAGGCCAAGCGAAGUGUAAGUUGCUUGCGUUAGGAAAGCAUUCGGAGAGUAAAAGGAAAGUGAUGCCAAGCAAGAAGAGUGUUUUAUUUGACUCUAAAGUUAAGACAACAGAUGAAGAGAACAACAACAAGUUUUUUGAAAAUUUAAUGAAACGUAAAUUAAAUGAAGUAAUUCAGGAGGGUUUAUUAGAUUCGAUAUUGCCAUAUGUUGUACCGAAGCAAGUACCUACUCACCCUGCUGUGAAGAAAUCAUUAAAUUCAGUCAUUAAUAAAUCACUUUCAUUGACUUCCCUUGAUAAGUCUUCAUCUGGUCAGUUCUCUAAGGACAAGAUCGCCACAAACAAUAGGAGGAAAUCAACAACGGAGGUUGAAGUGGAGAUACACGUGUGCGAUGAGGUGAAGAAUGUGAAACGAGAUUUCCGAUGCCCUCAGAAACUUCUGGUUUCUAAAAUGGGAUAUUUUGCUGAAGUAACAACAGGUCAGAAGCUCGAAGAUAUGGAUAUAUCGGUGCAUUGCGACAUCACAAUAUUUGACUGGCUAAUGCUUUGGGUGAAGAAAGAUUCUUUACCAGAGAACAGUUGGCCAAAGCUUGAUGCGGGUAAUGUGGUGCCAAUCUUGGUAUCGGCGGCUUUCCUGCAGAUGGACCCACUGCAGCACGAUUGUCUUAAGUUCUGCCAUCAGCAUAUGAAUGAGAUAGCAAAGACUUCUACCAACCUGGCCUGCCUUAAUGAUAGUAUCCUUACUAGACUAGCAAACCUCUUCUCCAACUCCGAUGUUGAAGGUCUUCAUGAUAAGAAGGACAAGAUUCAAAGCCGUUUAUACUGCAAGCUGAUUUUGGCCUUAACAGAGACAAGUCCUGAACCUGCUCGUGGCCAUUUUUCCAGUCUUGCAAGCAUAUACAAAUGUGGAAAAUGUGAUAAACUCAUUCUACAUCAAUUGGGAGGGCAUAUUCCAUGCAAACCAAGCAAUAUGAAGAUGGAUUGUUUUGGAAAUAUUCAUGGAAAUCAUACUAGGGACCGAAGCUGGAAUCUGAACGAUUAUAUACAGAGCUUAAGGCAGGAUCUAGAGAGUUGGCGCAAUGUGUAUUGGCGAUUGUGGGCAGACUGUCACUUUCUUCACUGCGGUGCUUGCCGUAAUUACUUCCCAGUUCAUCAGAUGCAGUGGUGCUGCCACCAUCCAGAGCCACCACAGUUCUUCACCAUGGAACACCAGCGUGCUAUGACGUUCCCUAUCGGUCGCUAUCCUUGUUGUGGGGAAAGAGGAUAUCGCUUUGAAGUUAUAAAAAACCUGUCAGGUUGCCAAUUCAAAGAGCAUACACCUGUUCUCGACUCUCCUAGAGAUAUUGAAGUCCACAAGUUGUUUAUGAAACAUCAUAAUUUGAUAAUAUUGGAGCCACAGAAACUUCAAUUUCCUGUUAGUAACAGAGAGGGAAGCUUGUUUGUACUUAUAGAACCGGGAAGAGAUGAAGGUGUCAGUCGAGAAGUGCUCUGGUUGGAUGGAAUUGAGUUGGCACCUCCUCGACCAAGGCAGGGUCUUCUUGCAAAGAUAUGGGAGACACACCAGAAGAAAGAACAAUACAUCUCUGGUGCUUCUUCAAGGAAUAAUAGUAGUGCCAGCAGUGGCACAAAUAGCAUUACUAACAGACCAGCUACGACGUGUGGACGUCCACCUUUAAGGAAACAGAUGUCAGCUGCCGAAGUGACCAGCGAUACCGGCAAUAAUCCAGAUAUAGAUAAUUCAUCCACGAAUGAUGAUAACAGUAGUAGUAGCAGCAGCAGUAGUGAUUCUGACGACCAGUCAGAGGAAUCUGGGCAUGCACCAGUCCGCUCCGUGACGGCGCAGCCGCGGUUCACCGAAGGUCAUCAGUACUUUAAACCCACCAGGAGCAGAGAAGCGAGUUGCCAGUGGGAUCCAAAAAUGUCUGUCCGCAGUAACCAGGACAUCCAAAGAGAGUAUGAAGAAUACGCUGCUCGUAAGAUGGCAACAUUUCUCGCACGAAGAACGUGUGAAGAUUCAUCAAACCUUUAUACUCGAAUGCACAGCCAUUCGCACGGACAUCAUGGCUACCACGGCCACUCAAUCUGGAAUAGUCACAUCAUACCACAAGGUGGAAUCUAUGUUCGCUUGGAACGUGAAUGGAGGGAAACUAAUUGUCAUUCGCAUGGGUACCGUGGAAAUUCAAGUUAUUCACGAUCUAUGAGCUGGGGAAUUUCUUCCAGGCCCAGAGUGCGUACAGAAAGGCGAUGAUUAGUGUAUAACUAAGACUGUAGUUGUUUCAUGGAAUUAUUCUGAUAAUACUGCUAAUAUGAAAUAAAUUGAGAUAUAUUCUAAGAGUAAUUAUUUACUCUGUAUCUUAAAAAUC